AUGAGGGUUCUUGCAUCCACAACUGAAUUAUUUUCAGUGGCCAGUGGCAAAGCACAGUUCAGAAUGAAUUGCUUGCAGUUGUCGAAUGGUGUUAAAAUUCCCCUUAUUGGCCUUGGCACUGGUGGCUUGGUAAGUGUCUUGAGUCAAUUACUUCUUAAGUAUUCCACACCAGUUGAAUUAGAGAAUGCAAUACGAACGGCGAUCGACAUUGGCUACAGACAUAUCGAUACGGCUGCGAUGUAUGAGAAUGAACACAUUACCGGCAAUGUUCUCGCAGAUUUGAUCCGAUCCGGUAAAAUUAAACGUGAAGAACUUUUCAUCACAUCCAAAUUGCCUCCAUCGUCGAAUCGUCCUGAUCUGGUGGAACCAACGCUGAGAGCAACGCUAAAGGAUUUGCAAACGGAUUAUGUUGAUUUAUAUCUGAUCCAUUCGCCUACUUCAACGAUGCCUUCACCAGAGGGAUUUAGAAUGUACAGUGGAGCGAAUCAAAUCCAAAAACACGAUCAUGUUGAUCUGACAAAAACAUGGCAAGCAAUGGAGAAAGUCUACGAGAAAGGAUUAGCGAAGGCGAUUGGCCUGUCGAACUUCAACGUAGAACAAAUACAGAAUAUUUAUCAUGCGGCUAAAGUGAAACCGCAUAAUUUGCAGAUUGAGGUGCAUAUAUAUUUCCCACAACGUGAACUACACACACUCUGCACAUCGUUGAAUAUUGCGGUAACUGCAUUCGCUCCAUUGGGAUGUCCAAGUAGACGCGGUAAGGAUGGAUGGCCUGAGAAAGUGGCCAUUGACAAUGAGAUAGUGAAGGAGUUGGCAAAGAAAUACGGCAAAACGCCGGCUCAAAUCCUUCUCAGGCAUUUGCUACAACGUCAGAUUGUUGUCAUUCCGAAAUCAACAAACGCCGAACGAUUACGCGAGAAUUUCAACAUAUUCGAUUUUGAAAUCUCAUCGGACGACAUGAAUAAGCUGAACCGUAUCGAACCACAAGGGCGAUUGUAUACGUGGUCCGGCUGUGGGUUAGUGGUGUAG
Anisakis simplex (herring worm) is the source of this 1026-nucleotide messenger RNA. The record is from the annotation of a GenBank genome assembly. NCBI's taxonomy places the organism in Eukaryota, Metazoa, Nematoda, Chromadorea, Rhabditida, Anisakidae.